AUGAGAAACCACAGUGUUGUUUCGGAGUUCAUCCUCCUUGGGCUGUCUGCUGACCCCCAGAUCCAGGCUCUGCUCUUUGUGCUGUUUCUUGUUAUUUACCUUCUGACCCUGAUGGGGAACCUGAUGCUCCUGCUGGUGAUCAGGGCUGAUUCACACCUCCACACCCCCAUGUACUUCUUCCUGGGACAGUUGUCCUUCCUGGAUCUCUGCCACUCCUCUGUCACUGUGCCCAAGCUGUUGGAGAACCUUCUGUCUGAGAAGAAAACCAUCUCAGUAAAGGGCUGCCUGGCUCAGGUCUUCUUUGUGUUUGCCACUGGGGGCACUGAAUCCUGCCUGCUUACUGUCAUGGCCUAUGACCGCUAUGUUGCCAUCAGCUCCCCUCUGCUCUAUGGCCAGAUGAUAAACAGACAGCUGUGUAUGGGGCUGGUGUGGGGCUCAUGGAGCUUGGCUUUUCUGGAUGCUCUUAUCAAUAUCCUUGUAGCUCUCAAUUUAGACUUCUGUGAGGCUCAGAAUAUACACCACUUCAGCUGUGAGCUGCCGUCUCUCUACCCUUUGUCUUGCUCUGAUGUGUCUGCAAGUUUUACUGCCCUGCUCUGCUCCAGCCUCCUGCAUUUCUUUGGAAAUUUCCUCCUGAUAUUUUUCUCCUAUGUUCGCAUUUUAUCCACCAUCCUGAGCAUCAGCUCCACCACAGGCAGAAGCAAGGCCUUCUCCACCUGCUCCUCCCACCUCACUGCAGUGAUCUUCUUUUAUGGCUCAGGGUUACUCCGCUAUCUCAUGCCAACCUCAGGAUCCACUCAAGAGUUAAUCUUCUCCUUGCAGUAUAGCGUGGUCACUCCUAUGCUGAAUCCUCUCAUCUACAGCCUGAAGAACAAAGAGGUGAAGGCAGCUGUGAGAAGAAUUUUGAGAAAAUGUGUCUAG
Neomonachus schauinslandi (Hawaiian monk seal) is the source of this 918-nucleotide messenger RNA. RefSeq names its product olfactory receptor 8S1-like. Gene Ontology annotation, molecular function: G protein-coupled receptor activity; olfactory receptor activity. The record is from RefSeq and is a predicted model, not a curated record. NCBI's taxonomy places the organism in Eukaryota, Metazoa, Chordata, Mammalia, Carnivora, Phocidae. The transcript has a single exon. Gene Ontology annotation, biological process: G protein-coupled receptor signaling pathway. Gene Ontology annotation, cellular component: membrane. Bases 1 to 918 code for a protein of 305 amino acids.